UUCCAAGUUCAAACCAAUUCACGAUUAAAUCUUCAUCAGCCUCACUUCAAUUACUUUGAAUCCAAUUCUCAAAUUCCUUUCUUUGUACAAAUCUAAGCUUUUUCUUGUCCGGGUUGUUCUUGAAAUCUUGGUUUCAUUUUUGGUAUGGAUGAAAUCGAUGUUCCUCCAUUUUUCAUCUGCCCCAUUUCUCUCGAGUUUAUGAAGGAUCCUGUUACGGUUUCAACAGGGAUUACGUACGACAGGGAAAGCAUCGAGAAGUGGUGGUUUUCAGGGAAGAACACUACAUGCCCUGUUACGAAGCAAGUUAUUGUUGAUUGUGAACUUACCCCGAAUCAUACCCUUAGAAGAUUGAUUCAAUCUUGGUGCUUGUUAAAUGCUUCUCAUGGAAUCGAAAGAAUCCCAACGCCAAAACCACCUAUUAGCAAAGCUCAGAUUAUCAAGCUUCUCGAUGAUGCUAAGUCACCACAGCAACAAAUCAAGUGUCUCAAGAGGCUUCAAUCGAUUGCUUCUCAGAAUGUUACAAACAAAAGAUGUAUGGAAUCUUCAGGUGCAGUUGAGUUCUUGGUUUCAAUUGUGAGUAAUAAUGAUUCUACAGUAGCUGAAGAAUCAACAAUUGAUGAGGCUUUAAGUAUUCUUUACAGUCUCCAACUCUCAGAAGCUGCUCUGAAGAAGCUUAUGGCCAAAAAUGGUGAUUUCAUAGUGUCAUUAACGAGAGUAAUGCAAGGUGGAAGCUAUGAAUCACGCGUUUUUGCAGUAUUGUUGUUGAAAUCAAUGGUGGAGAUGGCUGGUCCAAUGCAACUCAUCAAUUUGAGACCUGAAUUAUUCGUUGAAUUAGUCAAAGUUUUGUGUGAUCAAAUUUCUCAGCAGGCCACUAAAGCUGCUCUAAAAUUGUUGGUCUAUACCUGUCCAUUGGGAAGAAACAAGAUUAAAGCAGCUGAAGCAGGCGUGGUACCGGUCUUGAUCAACAUGCUUCUUGAUUCAUCAGAGAAAAGGGCUUGUGAGAUGAUACUAACAGUGUUGGACGCAGUAUGCGGAUGUGCCGAAGGCCGAUUGGAACUGAUAAGCCAUGGAGCAGGGCUUGCAAUUGUUUCAAAGAAGAUACUUAGGGUCUCUCAGGUUGCAAGUGAAAGGGCAGUGAGGAUUUUGCUAUCAAUUUCAAAGUUCUGUGCUACCAUUAAUGUGCUACAAGAGAUGCUGCAAUUAGGUGUUGUGACUAAACUAUGCUUGGUACUUCAACUGGAUUGUGGAUAUAAAACAAAAGAGAAGGCAAGAGAGGUGCUGAAAUUGCAUGCUAGAGUAUGGAAGAAUUCCCCUUGCUUACCUACCUAUUUGCUCUCUUCUUACCCAGCUUGAUUUCAAUCACCAAUUGUAUUUUUGUACAUAAUUGUUCAUUGAUAAAUCAGAUACGAAAAGCAACAUAAAAUAUAUGAUAUUAUUUCAUCACAAA
Gossypium raimondii (Peruvian cotton) is the source of this 1447-nucleotide messenger RNA. RefSeq names its product E3 ubiquitin-protein ligase PUB23. NCBI's taxonomy places the organism in Eukaryota, Viridiplantae, Streptophyta, Magnoliopsida, Malvales, Malvaceae. Gene Ontology annotation, biological process: protein ubiquitination. The transcript has a single exon. Bases 145 to 1353 code for a protein of 402 amino acids. The record is from RefSeq and is a predicted model, not a curated record. Gene Ontology annotation, molecular function: ubiquitin protein ligase activity.